Zea mays is the source of this 840-nucleotide messenger RNA. Its product is annotated as glucan endo-1,3-beta-glucosidase 1. The record is from RefSeq and is marked validated. Lineage: Eukaryota; Viridiplantae; Streptophyta; Magnoliopsida; Poales; Poaceae.
AGCACAAGGUUGAAACCAGCGUUGCCGAGCGAGAGAAACAGAGCGCCCCCUGUCCAAGUGGUCAGGUCCAGGACACCCUCCACGCACGCACUGAUGGAACCCCUGGUGUUCGUGCUGCUCUUGGUGGCCAUGCCACUCAGAGGAUCAGAUGGCGCGUGGUGCGUGUGCCGCCCGGACGUGUCCGAUGCGGCGCUGCAGAAGACGCUGGACUACGCGUGCGGGCACGGCGCGGACUGCGCCGCCGUGCUCCCGACCGGGCCGUGCUACAGCCCCACCACUGUGCGCGCGCACUGCUCCUACGCCGCCAACAGCUACUUCCAGCAGAACAGCCAGGCCAACGGCGGCGCCACCUGCGAUUUCGGCGGCACGGCCAACCUCACCGACACAGACCCGAGCUCUGGAACUUGCAAAUACCCUGCAACACCAAGCGAAGCAGGGACAAGCGGCAACGCCACCGGCACGGGCACGGCACCGCCAGGCUCGACGAGUAACCCAGCUACGACGCCCAGCAUGGGAGGGAGCGUCACGACGACACCUGUCGGCGCGUUUGGUCCCGCGCCUAGCACCUUCAGCGCGGCCACCGCCACUGCCGCCGCGUUUGGUGGUCGCCGUGCCCUCCUCCUCGCCGUCGUCUCCGUCCUGUCUUUCUUGGCGCGCUAACUUGCUCGAUCAGAAGAAAUCCGUAGCAUCGUCACCCUAUGUGUAAUUGGCGGCCGCACAGGACAGGGCUUUUUUUUUGGUGUCAUGCCGUCAUCGUGAAUAUUUCACAAUUGUUCGUUCUUCUCUCUCAUGUUUCUCGCGGUUUUCAUUACUUCCGCUCAUGAAAAAUGGAUCGAGUUU